UCGUGUAAACUGACAGAGCCGAGCCCGGAGUUCCUUAGCGCUGAUGGUGAAUAGCCACCGCUGCGCUGACGGGCGGAGGAGAAGACGCCGCAGAAGGAGUCCGGAGUGGCAAAGGAGCGAUACUUCGGAGUUAGUCUGGUAGAUUUAGCAGUAUUACGUGUAUCAUCGGAUCCUUAGAAAGACCAAAAAGGAAGGGAAGGGGAAUAUAAGGAAAGAUGGCGGCCGCGGCCUCGCCGGGCUCCGGCUCGUCCACCUCCUCAGACUGGAUUGUGCUGAGAGACGGUUGCCUGCGAUGCGACGAGGAGGGCCUGCGAAGCCUGUCCUACCAUCCGGCCCUCAACGCUAUCCUGGCCGUCACCAGCCGCGGCAGUAUCAAAGUCAUUGACGGCACUUCAGGGGCCAUUCUCCAGGCUUCAGCGAUGCACGCUAAACCUGGUGGUCGUGUCAGGUGUCAGUAUUUCCCCGCAGUGGACAAGGUCCUUUUUGUGGACGACUAUGCAGUGGGAUGCAGAAAGGACCUGAAUGGCAUUCUGCUCCUUGACACAGCCCUCCAACCUCCAGUGGCCAAGCCUGAGGACAUGGUUCAGCUGGAGCUGCCGGUCACAGAGGCCCAGCAGAUGCUGUCAGCCUGUCAGGAAAAGAUUGAUGUGUCCAACACAGAGGGCUACGAAUUCUUUAUCUCCCAGCUCAAAGAAGGCCUGAAGAAUACCUCGCAUGAGACCGCAGCCAAUCACAAAGUGGCAAAGUGGGCAACAGUGACCUUCCACCUUCCCCACCAUGUGCUGAAGCUGGUGGCCAGCGCCAUUGUCAGUGAGCUGAAGAAAAUCAACCAGAACGUAGCUGCCUUGUCUGUGGCCUCAUCCAUCAUGGACAGGCUCUCCUACCUCUUGUCAAGUGCCAGGCCCGAGCUUGGGGUGGGCCCUGGGCGUUCUGUAGAUAGAUCCCUGAUGUACAGUGAGGCCAACAGGAGGGAGACGUUUACAUUGUGGCCACAUGCUGGCUACAGGUGGGCUCAGCCCGACCCAAUGGCUCAAGCAGGUUUUUACCACCAGCCUGCCUCAACAGGGGACGACAGAGCCAUGUGUUUCACCUGUAGUGUGUGUCUGGUCUGUUGGGAACCUACAGAUGAGCCAUGGUCGGAACACGAGCGACAUUCUCCCAAUUGUCCGUUUGUAAAGGGCGAGCACACACAGAACGUCCCACUGUCAGUGACACUGGCAACUAGCCCCGCCCACUUUCCCAACGGUCACGACAGUUCUGACAAGAUCGCCUGUUACGGCUUUGGCAGCUGCCCACAGUUCCUGGCUGCUGCUACCAAGAGGGGCAAGAUGUGCAUCUGGGAUGUCUCCAAAAUGAUGAGGGUGCAUUUGAAGUUUGACAUCAACCCGUACGACCCUGCCAUUCUGAGGCAGCUGAUCCUGUGUGGAGGCGAGCAAAGCCAGCAGACAUUGACAGAGUCUCGGAGACCAACUCUGGCCUGGCUAGAGGAGUCCUCCUGCUCUGACCUGCCAAAACUGGAGGGAGACAGUGAUGACCAGUUGGAGGAUUCAGAUAGUGAUGAGCAUUCCCGAUCAGAGUCAAUAACAGGUCAGCAGUCUCUGUGGGAGAGCAUGGACAUUAGCCUAGGAGUGACAGCGCUGAGUGUGCUCCAGCAGCCAGAGAAGCUCCAGUGGGAGGUGGUUGCCAGUGUGCUGGAGGACACGGUAAAGGACCUAGAGGAGCUGGGUGCCAACCCCUCAUUAAACCAAGUCAAGGCCCACAGCCAGGCCAAAGCAAAAGAUAAGGUCUCCGACCACCACAACAUUCCCCUCCCUUGCCUACUGGCCGGAGGCCUGCUCAGCUAUCGCUCAGCAUCCAGCACCCCAAUGGCUGGGCCCCAACCCACAGCCCAAGCAACAACACGCAGGACCACAGAACUAAGAACUCAGGGCCCUGAGCCCUUUCACUCUGGGCCUGUACAGGACCAAGGUCCCAUGGAAAUAGAGAUCUGCAAUCCCCAGACUGCAGCCCAGCAGCAGGGCCUCUCUAAUCUAGCAGGUUCUCAUCCUCCAAGCCCUUCUUCUCUGCAGGCUGUGCACAGGACUAUACCCGUGCUGCUGCUGUACAGUAUCAGAGAUGUGGAUGACAAAUCCUCAGGGCAGGUGUUUUCCCAAAUGAACAACCUUAUGAGCAAGGGGCUGCACGAGGAGGGCUUCACUGUGCCACAGAUCAUAGAAAUGGAGUUUGACACACACGAGCAGCUUCUUCUUCAGGAUCCCCCAAUCACCUACAUUCAGCAGUUUGCUGAUGCAGCAAAUAAUCUGGCAGGGUUGGAUGGUCACGUGGACAAAUGGAGCACACUGGCUGCGGCGAGUGUCUCUGCCCCACCUCGACCCGGAUCGCUGGUGCAGUGCUUGAGGCUGCCCAAACAGCUGGAAGAGGAGAAUCUUUAUGUGGACUCAAUAACACCCUGCUGGGAUGGUGUGCACCUUCUAGUCAGCCUGCAGCCAUGUAGCGCUGAAUCUCUUAGCGCCACAAAUCAAGUUGAGGCCCUCAACAAUCUCAACCGCCUGCAUUCUGCCCUUUGCAGUCAGCGAAAAGGAGAUCCCCUACACCCAGUGGCCAACGGGGUGGAAGGCCACCACCCAGGAGACUCCCCGCCUCAGACACCCCUCAUUCUGCCCCCGGGUGAUCAGCAGCAGCAGAGGUCCACAAGUGGUGGGAGCGGAGGGGGCUACCUAGCACUCUACAAGCUCAACUACUCUACCCGUAUUGUCACUUUGGAUGACGAACCUGUGAAGGUGCAGCAGAUCUGGGACCCUUGUGAUGCAAUCACCUCUCAUAUAUUGCUACCUCCAGAUGUGCUGGAUGGCAGGGAAGAUGACAGCGAAGAAGCUACUGAGGAGGCUCUUCCUUCUGCUCCAAAAAAAGGCUUGUCUGGGUUUGGAACGGCCCCGGCAGGUUCUGCUGGCUCUGGAACUGGGACUGCAUGUGGAGCAGCCACAACCAGCAGCAGCGCUACUCUCACUAGUCCCUCCACCUCUGCCUCCAGUCCCAAAGACUGCAAGAGGUUAGAGGUGGCAGGCCUGGGACACCUGGUGGUGACCACAAAGGCGGGAUACAUAAUGAUUCUGGACCUGUCCACGUUAGAGGUCCUGGCCAAGGUGGAGCCGCCUAAGAAGGAGGGGUCAGUUGAGGAGACAGACCCCUUUGUUUCAGUUACCUAUUGCUCUGGGACCGAUCGCCUUUGUGCCUGCACUAAAGGUGGAGAACUUCAUUUCCUUCAAAUUGGAGGCGUGUGUGACGAUGUAGAUGAUGGAGACAUGUUUAUUGAUGGCCCCCUUUCUAAAGGGGCUGAAAUGCUGCUUGAGGGGGCCAAGCCCUCCUCCAACCCUUCUAGCCCAGGGAUCACAGGAGUGGACCUCCUGGUGGACCAACCGCUGAGCACGGAGAGCCUGAUGUCAUUGGUGGAGCUGACACGCUUUGAGACAUUGAUCCCCCGCUUCUCAGCCACAGUGCCGCCAUGUUGGGUGGAGGUGCAGCAGGAGCAGCAGCAGCGACGCCACCCGCAGCACCUCCACCAGCAACACCAUGGAGAUGCAGCCCAGCACACUCGCACCUGGAAGCUUCAGAGUGACAGCUCCAGCUGGGACGAGCAUGUGUUUGAGCUUGUGCUGCCAAAAGCCUGCAUGGUUGGCCACGUGGACUUCAAAUUUGUCCUGAAUGCCAACAUAGUCAACAUUCCUCAGAUCCAGAUCACUUUACUGAAGAACAAGGCUCCUGGGCUGGGUAAAGUCAGCGAGACAGCGGUGGAUCGACAGAUCUCCUUUCCCCUCGCUAGUGUCCUCCAUGCCAAUGGGGAGAAGAAUGGCCAGCCUGUGCUGCAUGACUUCACAGAGGACAUCCAGUUCAUGGACAUAGAGGAGACACCAGGGUCCAUGUUGUGUCCAUUCCUAGAGGACCAUAAGGAAGAUAUCCUGUGUGGUCCAGUGUGGUUGGCUAGUGGCCUGGACCUCUCUGGCCAUGCAGGCAUGCUCAGCCUCACCAGCCCCAAACUGGUCAAAGGCAUGGCAGGAGGAAAGUACCGCUCCUUCCUGGUUCACAUUAAAGCAGUGAGUGACAAGGGCAUGGAAGAAAGUCCCCGGCCUUUGGUUAGAAUGCCCAGUGCCAAACCCCAGGGCACUAAAGCGCACUCACUGUCCACACUGCUGCAACGGGCUCAGGCCUCCAAGGACAAGGUUUCUGCAGUGAAGACGGAGACACAAACACCUUCUAAGAAAGUAGAAAACCUUCGAGGAUGUGACCUACUGCAAGAGGCUUCAGUUACAAUCAGAAGGUUCAAAAAGACGUCAAUACCCAAAGAGAGGCUCCAACGCUGUGCCAUGCUGCAGUUCCCAGACUUCCAUGAGAAGCUGCUGGAUGCGCUCUGUCUGUCAGAGGGCAGCCCGGCCACUGAGCAUGCUCAAAGCCUCAUCCUGGACAUCCUGUGCUGGCUGGCUGGGGUUUUCACCAACGGACCUUGCAGCUUAAGAGAGGGAAAGGAGGGGCUUCUGGCAAAAACCCGGACACGGCUAACGGAUAUUGUACGAGUGUGUUUCUUCGAGGCUGGCCGAAGCAUAGCCCACAAAUGUGCUCGCUUUCUUGCCCUUUGUAUAAGCAAUGGGAAAGGGGACCCAGGUCAACAAGGCUUUGGUGUGAGUCUUCUAAAGUCUCUGCUUGAUAAUAUGCCUUACUUGCCUGCAGCAGCAACAGGUGGCUCAGUGUUCUGGUACUUUGUGUUACUGAACUAUGUAAAGGAGGAGGACCUGGCGGGCUGCAGCACUACCUGCGCCUCUCUGCUCACUGCCAUCUCUCGACAGCUGCAGGAGCGCCUCACUCCACUGGAGGCACUGCUGCAAACCAGGUAUGGCUUGUACAGCUCUCCUUUUGACCCGGUGCUCUUUGACUUAGAGGUCAGUGGUUCCUCCUGUAAGAAUGCCUUCAACAGCAGCAUCGGCGUCCAAUCAGAUGAGAUCGACCUCUCUGACAUCCUUGCAGGAAAUGGGAAAGUGAGCAGCUGUUCAGCAGCAGAGGGCAGCUUCACAGCGUUAACAGGACUCCUGGAGGUGGAGCCUUUGCACUUUACUUGUAUUUCCACCAGUGAUGGCACACGUGUGGAACGAGAUGACACAAGCAUGUUUACUGUGAGUACUUUCGGCGUGACCCCGGCAGUGGGCGGCCUGUCGACUGGAACAGUCGGUGAAGCAUCGACAGCUCUGAGCUCUGCUGCGCAAGUGGCACUCCAGUCCCUGUCACACGCCAUGGUGUCGGCAGAGCAGCAGCUACAGGUCCUGCAAGAGAAACAGCAGCAGCUGCUGAAGCUGCAGCAGCAGAAGGCCAAGCUGGAGGCCAAGCUGCAUCAGACCACCUCUGCAGCCGCCGCUGCUGCCUCUGGUGUGGGACCAAUCCACAACUCUGUGCCUUCCAACCCCUCCUCCACUCCAGGCUUCUUUAUUCAUCCCUCUGAUGUCAUCCCCCCGACACCUAAAACCACACCUCUCUUCAUGACCCCUCCUCUCACGCCGCCCAAUGAGGCGGUGUCAGCAGCCUUCAGUGCUGAGCUUGCUCACCUGUUCCCAGGUUCCAUGAUGGACCCAGGGCCUGUCAACCUGGCUGCACACAAGAACACACAGAAAGCCAAGCCGAGCCCCCUUGGCAGUGGUCUCGCUUUGGCCAUUUCCCAGGCAUCUCACUUCUUGCAGCCUCCUCCACACCAAUCCAUCAUCAUAGAGCGGAUGCACUCUGGAGCUCGUCGCUUUGUCACCCUGGACUUCGGUCGUCCAGUCUUGCUCACUGACGUUCUGAUCCCAACUUGUGGCGACCUGGCCUCCCUGUCUAUUGACAUCUGGACGCUGGGUGAGGAAGUGGAUGGCCGCAGGCUGGUCGUGGCCACUGACAUCAGCACACACUCUCUCAUUCUACACGACCUGCUUCCACCCCCUGUCUGCAGGUUCAUGAAGAUCACUGUGAUCGGUCGCUAUGGCAGCACCAACGCGCGGGCAAAGAUCCCUCUGGGUUUCUACUAUGGCCACACAUACAUCCUGCCUUGGGAGAGCGAGCUUAAAUUGAUGCAUGAUCCUCUCCGGGGAGAGAGCGAGGCGGCCAGUCAGCCAGAUGUAGAUCAGCAUUUGACCAUGAUGGUGGCGCUGCAGGAGGACAUCCAGUGCAGGUACAAUCUGGCCUGCCAUCGACUGGAGACCCUCCUUCAGAACAUCGACCUGCCGCCUCUCAACAGUGCUAACAACGCCCAGUACUUUUUACGAAAACCGGACAAGGUGGUGGAGGAGGACCAGCGUGUUUUCUCAGCCUACCAGGACUGCAUCCAGCUGCAGCUGCAACUCAACCUGGCUCACCACGCUGUCCAAAGACUGCGUGUGUCACUGGGCGCCAGCCGCAAGUCACUCCCCACAGCUGGUGGUGUGGAGGCACAGGAGCUGGUUCAUAACUCCUCCACAGAGCAGCUGAGGACGAUAAUUCGCUAUCUGCUGGACACACUGCUGAGCCUGCUGCAUUCUAACAACGGCCACUCUGUGCCCUCGGUGCUCCAGAGUACCUUUCAUGCCCAGGCCUGUGAGGAGCUCUUCAAGCACCUUUGCAUCAGUGGAACCCCCAAAAUUCGUCUUCACGCCGGCCUGUUGUUGGUGCAGCUCUGUGGAGGCGAGCGCUGGUGGGGCCAGUUCCUUUCAAACGUACUGCAGGAGCUCUACAACUCAGAGCAACUGCUCAUCUUCCCCCAGGACAGGGUGUUCAUGCUCUUGUCCUGCAUUGGCCAAAGAUCUCUGAGUAACAGCGGUGUGUUGGAGGGCCUCUUGAACCUCUUGGACAACCUGCUGUCUCCCCUGCAGCAGCCACAACUGGCAGCUCUGCGGAGGACUGAAGGUGUUUUAGAUAUCCCGAUGAUCAGCUGGGUGGUGAUGCUGGUUUCAAGACUGUUGGACUAUGUAGCCAGUAUAGAAGACGAGGCCUCGGGUGGAAAGAAGCACCUUGGUGGAAAAGAGCGGGAGAGAACAUUUACAGGUAUUCAGUGGAGCUUCAUCAAUAACAGCCUCCAGUCUCAGAACUCCAGCAGGUCUGCUAAAAGCAGCAGCAGUCUCGACAGACUCUACUCCCGCAAGAUCCGUAAGCAGCUUGUCCACCACAAGCAGCAGUUAAAUCUAUUGAAAGCAAAACAGAAAGCUUUGGUGGAGCAAAUCGAAAAGGAGAAGAUCCAGAGCAACAAAGGCUCCUCGUACAAACUGCUGGUGGAACAGGCCAAGCUCAAACAAGCUACAUCUAAGCACUUUAAAGACCUGAUACGUCUGCGGCGGACGGCUGAAUGGCCCCGUUCCACAUUGGACACAGAGUCCCCAACAGCCAAAGAAGCCCCAGAAGUUGAACCUCUGCCCUUCACACUGUCCCAUGAACGCUGCAUCUCUGUGGUUCAGAAGCUGGCCCUCUUCCUCCUCUCCAUGGACUUCACCUGUCACGCUGACCUGCUGCUCUUUGUCUGCAAGGUGCUAGCUAGGAUAGCCAACGCCACAAGACCCACAAUCCACCUGUGUGAGGUUGUGUCUGAGCAUCAGCUGGAGCGCCUGCUGCUCCUGCUUGUUGGGACAGAUUUCAACCGGGGGGACAUCUCCUGGGGGGGAGCAUGGGCACAAUAUUCCCUAACGUGCAUGCUUCAGGACAUCCUGGCAGGUGAGCUGUUGUCUCCAGGAUCUCUGGACAUCAUGGAUGAUGUGGGGGUGGGUGAGGAGGCUGGGGCUUCCUCCUCCUCGGUGGGGGCUGAUUCGGAUGACUCCCUGCCUCAGCCGGCACCCAUCCCCCUGGUAGAGAGCCUAGAUGAGGCCCUGGUACCUGAUAUCAUCGCAGGUGCUCCACCUCUGUCAUCUUUGGAAAAAGAUAAAGACAUAGACUUUGACUUGCUACAAGACCUGAUGGAUGUUGAUAUUGAUCCUUUAGAUAUUGAUUUGGAAAAAGAUCCACUCGCUGCCAAAGUGUUUAAGCCUAUAAGCAGCACCUGGUAUGACUACUGGGGCGCUGAUUAUGGCACAUAUGGGUACAACCCUUACAUUGGAGGUGUUGGUAUCCCUGUGGCCAAACCUCCAGUGGCAGCUGAAAAGCCCGGCUCACAGAGUCUGUCAGUCUCUGUGUCACAAGCUCUGGAUGCCCGCUUAGAAGUGGGCCUUGAGCAGCAGGCUGAACUGAUGCUGAAAAUGAUGGCAACUCUACAGGCUGACUCCAUUCUACAAGCGCUCACCUCAAGCUCAUCGACAGUGAGCCAGACCUCCAAUGGCACUGAUGACUCCUUGCUGAGGGCUCUCCAUGGAGGAGGCUCUCCUCCUGGGAGCUGCCUCAUGGUCCAGUCCUCGUCCAUUCCCAUGCUGAGUGCCUGCUUUAACAAGCUCUUCUCCAUGCUGCAGGUCCACCACGUACAGUUGGAGUCACUGCUGCAGCUGUGGUUGACACUCAGUCUGAACACCUGCUCGGCUAACAGUGACGAGUGCGGAUCGGACAUUUUUAUGUUCAACGCAAGCCGAGUGCCCACCAUCCCGCUCAACCAAGCAUCUAUCAGCAGUUUCCUAACCGUGCUGGCGUGGUACCCCAACACCUCCCUGAGAACCUGGUGUCUGGUGCUGCACUCUCUCACUCUUAUGACCAACAUGUCCGCCUGCGCCUCCAGCAAUGGGAUGACUUCUCAGGAAAGCACAGCUCAGCAGAUGGUGUCUGAUCCCACCCUGGUCCAUGUCCUUGUGCGCUUCCUGUCCGGCAGCAGCACCAACGGGACGAGCCAGCACACCUCUCAGGUGGGACCCACCGCCACCCAGGCCAUGCACGAAUUUUUAAGCCGCCUGCAGGUCCACCUGUCCUCCACCUGUCCGCAGAUGUUCAGCGAAUUCCUGCUCAAGCUCAUGCACAUCCUGUCUACUGAGAGGGGUCCUUUCCAGUCAGGCCAGGGUCCGCUGGAUGCCCAGGUGAAGCUUCUGGAGUUCACUUUAGAACAGAACUUCGAGGUGGUGUCAGUGGCCACCAUCUCCUCUGUGAUUGAGUCCAUCACAUUCUUGGUUCAUCACUACAUCACCUGCUCUGAUAAGGUGGUUUCCCGCAGCGGCUCAGACAGCUCUGUGGGUGCCCGCGCUUGUUUUGGUGGCCUGUUUGCCAACAUCAUCCGCCCCGGAGAUGCAAAGGCUGUCUGUGGAGAGACCAGCCGUGACCAGCUGAUGUUCGACCUUCUCAAGCUGGUCAACGUGUUGGUGCAGCUGCCUCUGUCUGGAGACCGAGAGUUCAGUGGGCGGCUGCCGCCGGCUUGCAGCGGAGCUGCUGAUAGCAGCGUGUCAGAUGAGGAGAAGGUCUGUGGCAGUAAAGAAAGUGUGGGUGGUGGAUCCUCGUCCAGUCAGGGUCCUCCUGCCGGUGUGGCAGACCUGGUGCUAGCCAAUCAGCAGAUAAUGAGCCAGAUCUUGUCAGCGCUGGGCCAGUGCAACAGCAGUGCCAUGGCCAUGAUCAUAGGAGCCAGUGGUCUCCAUCUGACCAAACAUGAAAACUUCCAUGGGGGUCUGGAUGCAAUCUCAGUGGGUGACGGCCUCUUCACUAUCCUAACCACCCUCAGUAAGAGGGCCACCUCAGUCCAGGUCAUGUUACAGCCCAUCCUCACGUACAUGGCCUGUGGCUACAUGGGCAGACAGGGGUCUCUUUCCACAUGUCAGCUGUCGGAGCCUCUUCUGUGGUUCAUCCUCCGAGUGUUGGACACCAGCGAGGCUCUCAAGGCCUUCCAUGAUAUGGGUGGUGUCCAGUUGAUCUGCAACAACAUGGUGACCAGCACCCGGGCUAUAGUGAACACAGCACGCAGCAUGGUGUCCACCAUCAUGAAGUUCUUGGACUCUGGCCCUGGAAAGGCAGCGGAUGGCAACCUCAAAGCCAGAGUGAUGACCUCAGAGCCAGACAACGCCGAGGGACUUCACAACUUUGCCCCUUUAGGCACGAUCACAUCCAGCAGCCCCACAGCGCAGCCAGCUGAGGUCCUCCUUCAGGCCACGCCGCCGCACCGCCGGGCCCGCUCAGCAGCCUGGUCCUACAUUUUCUUGCCAGAGGAGUCGUGGUGUGACCUCACCAUUCACCUCCCUGCUGCUGUACUGCUGAAGGAGCUCCACAUCCAGCCACACCUCGCUUCUCUAGCCACCUGCCCCUCCUCAGUCUCGGUGGAGAUCAGCGCUGACGGGGUCAACAUGUUGCCCCUCUCGACACCAGUCGUCACCAGCGGCCUGACGUACAUAAAGAUACAGCUGGUGAAGGCGGAGGUUGCCUCUGCCGUUUGCCUGAGGCUGCACCGGCCUCGGGAUGCCAACACUCUGGGUCUGUCUCAGAUUAAACUCUUGGGCCUGACAGCGUUUGGUAACACUUCCUCUGCAACUGUCAACAACCCCUUCCUGCCUUCUGAGGACCAGGUCUCCAAAACAAGCAUUGGAUGGCUGCGUCUGCUCCACCACUGCCUGACGCAUGUCAGCGACCUAGAGGCCAUGAUGGCCAGUGCUGCAGCACCCACCGCUAACCUGCUGCAGACUUGCGCAGCACUACUCAUGUCACCGUACUGUGGCAUGCACUCGCCCAACAUCGAGGCCGUCCUAGUCAAGAUCGGCCUGCAGUCGACGCGCAUCGGACUCAAACUCAUUGACAUUCUGCUGAGGAACUGUGCUGCCUCUGGCACAGACCCAGGCAAUUUGAACAGUCCUCUGCUGUUUGGACGACUAAACGGUCUCUCCUCAGACUCCACCAUCGAUAUUCUGUACCAGCUAGGCACCACACAGGACCCAGGAACCAAAGACAGGAUCCAGGCUCUCCUUGAGUGGGUUCAUGACUCUUCACGGAUGGCAGCCCACAAGAUGAGCGGCCCCAUGGGAUACACUGGGGCCGGCGCUGGCUCUUCCUCUGUUUCUUUGAGAGAGUACGGCCUCCUCAUGCCUUCACCCUCUCACCUCCACUGUGUGGCAGCCAUCCUGUGGCACAGCUACGAGCUGCCUGUUGACUAUGACCUACCUGCACUGCUCAACAGAGAGCUUUUUGAGCUGUUGUAUAAUUGGUCCAUGUCGUUGCCAUGCAACAUUGUGUUGAAAAAGGCAGUGGACAGCCUCCUAUGCUCCAUGUGUCACAUACACCCCAGCUACUUCUCUUUGCUCAUGUCCUGGAUGGGGGUCGUCUCAGUGUCCAAUGCCAGCCACUCUCAAGCCCAGCACUGCCGUCUCUCCAUGACCGACGACGGCAAAAAGCAGCAUGACGCCAACACCAAUGCCUCAGGACUUACUGAUGAUUCCAAGCAUGCAGGAUGCCCCACGAAUCUGUCUGAGUCCCAGCUAACCACACUGGCAGCCGCCUCCCAGUCUCCAGGAGCCAUAGAGCAACUGCUGGACUCAGGCUUACCCUCGCUGCUGGUUCGCAGCCUGGCCCAGUUCUGUGUCGGCCUCUUGGCUAGUGCCGACCUCCCUUUGCCUGCUGCUCAGGCCGAGCGAAGACACCAGCACAACUACCACUCAUCCUCACACAGUCGGCAACCUCUGGCUCCAGAGCUGGUCGCGCCGGUGCUGCGCUUCCUCAUAGAAGUAGGUAACAGUCACGCCAUGAAAGACUGGUUAGGUGGUCCUGAAGUCAACCCUCUGUGGACAGCGCUGCUUUUCCUGCUGUGCCAUUCCAGUGCCAGUGCUGGUGCCAAUGCGAGUUGUCAGUCUCUGCGCUCAGGGUCUGCAGCAGCUCCACCUCAGCCUCAGCUUUCAGGGUCACGCUACUCUCUGGCAUCUUCUGGGCAAGCUGGAGGGCUCACCACCCAGCAGAGGACAGCUCUUGAGAAUGCCACUGUGGCCUUCUUUCUCCAGUGUAUCUCCUGCCAUCCGAACAACCAGCGGCUCAUGGCACAGGUUCUCUGUGAGCUCUUCCAGUCUGCACCCCAGCGAGGCAACGUGCCGAUCUCUCGAAACAUCUCAGGCUUCAUUCGACGGCUUUUCCUGCAGCUCAUGCUUGAGGAUGAGAAGGUCACAGUCUUCCUACAGUCUCCCUGUCCGUUAUACAAAGGACGCAUCAAUGCAACAAGCCACUUGAUCCAGCAUCCCAUGUAUGGCGCAGGCCACAAGUACCGCACCCUCCAUCUGCCCAUCUCCACCACGCUGGCUGAAGUCCUGGACCGGGUGUCUGACACACCCAGCAUUACAGCCAAGCUGAUCAACGAGCAGAAGGAGGACAAGGAGAAAAAGAACCAUGAGGAGAGGGAGAAGAUGAAAGCAGACAGCGGCUUCCAAGACAACUACAGUGUUGUUGUGGCCUCAGGCUUAAAGUCCCAGUCCAAACGGGCUCUGUCAACCCCUCCCCGACCUCCAUCAAGGCGGGGACGUGUGAUGAGCGACAAGUUGACUGCUUCGUCUGGUGUGGACCCCUCAGCCAAAACCAUUAGUGUGCCUGUCUUCCACCUCUACCACAAGCUGCUUCCAGGUCAGCCCCUUCCUCCUGAGAUGACCCUGGCCCAGCUACUGACGCUCCUGUAUGACCGUAAGCAGCCACAGGGAUACCAGUCCAUCAAUUUGACAGUCAAACUGGGCUCCAAGGUCAUCUCUGACCCUGGCCUUUCCAAGACGGACUCCUUCAAGAGGCUACGCACUGAAAAAGUGGACCACUAUGACACACUGAACAGCUGUCCUGAGGACGAACCAAUGUUGGCCAGUGAAGAAUGUCUGGAUGCCGCCACUGAUGACUCCCUGUUGGAGACCAACCCCAUCCAGUCACCACUGCAGGUCUUUGCAGGCAUGGGUGGCCUAGCCCUCAUCGCAGAGAGACUACCUAUGCUCUACCCUGAUGUCAUUCAACAGGUCAGUGCCCCAGUGGUGCCCUCAGCCACACAGGAGAAGCCCAAGGACAGCGACCAGUUUGAGUGGGUAACCAUUGAGCAGUCGGGAGAGCUGGUGUAUGAGGCGCCGGAGGCCAUCGCCACCGAACCACCUCCUAUCAACAAGCAGCAGUCCCAAUCGUCCUCGUCAUCCUCAUCCUCUGUGCAGACCAUGUCACCCAUCCCCGCCCACUCGCUGGCGGCCUUUGGUCUUUUUCUGCGCCUGCCGGGGUAUGCAGAAGUGCUGCUGAAGGAGAGAAAGCACGCCCAGUGUCUUCUGCGUCUAGUUCUCGGAGUCACCGAUGAUGGAGAGGGCAGUCACAUACUGCAGUCUCCGUCAGCCAAUGUGCUGCCCACUCUGCCGUUCCAUGUCCUGCGUGCAUUGUUCAGCAGCACUCCUCUCACCACUGAUGAUGGUGUACUCCUACGCCGCAUGGCUCUGGAGAUCGGUGCCAUCCACCUCAUCCUGGCCUGUCUGUCAGCUCUGAGCCACCACGCCCCCCGUAACCCCAAUGCCAGCACCAGUGUCUCUGAGCCGCAGAUGUCCAGUUGCCAUGGUGGGGGCACCAGUGAGGAACAGCAGUUGUACUGGGCUAAAGGAACUGGUUUUGGCACUGGAUCCACUGCCUCAGGCUGGGAUGUGGAGCAGGCCCUCACCAAACAACGGCUAGAGGAGGAACAUGUCACCUGCUUACUACAGGUCUUGGCAAGCUACAUCAACCCGUCUGGCUCCUGUAGCUGCCCCAGUGCUGAGGCUUCUUCAGCAGAGAACAGAACUCACAAUAGCUCUGCGCUGCCAGCAGUGCUGCAGGAGCUGCUGAUCCAGUCCUGCCUCAUCCCAGCCAUGUCCUCCUACCUACGCAAUGACUCAGUUUUGGAUAUGGCCCGCCAUGUCCCUUUAUAUCAGGCACUACUGGAGCUGCUGAGAGCCAUUUCGACCUGCACAGCCCUGGUCCCUUUGCUGCUGCCUCUGUCUGGGGACCCGGGGUAUGAUGAUGACGAGGAAGAUGAAGAGCACUCUGAGGGACAGACAUCUGUUGGGAUGCUGCUGGCCAAGAUGAAGACAUGCGUGGACACGUAUACCAAUCGCCUCAGGUCAAAGAAAGAUAAAAGUAAAGGUGUGAUGAAGACCGAUAGCUCAGAUCCAGAGCCGGAGGGCUUGUCUCUGCUGGUACCUGACAUCCAGAGGACAGCUGAGAUAGUCUACAUCGCUACUACCAGCCUGCGACAGGCCAACCAGGAGCGAAAGCUGGUGGAGUCUUCAAGAAGGGUGUCAAGCCGACCCAAGCCCCUGUCCAUCAUACGCUCUCAAGAAGAAAAAUAUGUAGCUGCCAUGAAGAAGCUGCAAUUUGACACCUUUGAGAUGGUUUCCGAGGAAGAGGAUGGGAAGCUUAUGUUCAAAGUGAACUACCAUUACAUGUCUCAGGUGAAGAACGCCAGUGAUACAAACAGUGCAGCCCGAUCCCGUCGUCUCGCUCAGGAGGCCGUCACCCUGUCCACCUCUCUGCCCCUGUCAUCCUCAUCCAGCGUCUUUGUCCGCUGUGAUGAGGAGAGGCUGGACAUCAUGAAGGUUCUCAUCACAGGUCCAGCCGACACGCCAUACACCAACGGUUGCUUUGAGUUUGAUGUGUAUUUUCCCCAAGAUUAUCCCAACUCUCCGCCGCUGGUCAACCUGGAGACUACUGGUGGACACAGUGUGCGCUUUAACCCAAACCUCUACAAUGACGGCAAAGUGUGUUUAAGUAUCCUCAAUACAUGGCACGGGAGACCAGAGGAGAAAUGGAACCCACAGACCUCAAGCUUUUUACAGGUGCUAGUGUCGGUGCAGUCCCUCAUCCUGGUGGCUGAGCCCUACUUCAACGAGCCAGGGUAUGAACGCUCCCGUGGCACCCCCAGUGGCACCCAGAGCUCGCGGGAGUACGAUGGUAACAUCCGGCAGGCCACCGUCAAAUGGGCCAUGCUGGAGCAGAUGCGAAACCCCUCACCAUGCUUCAAAGAGGUAAUCCACAAACAUUUCUACCUGAAGCGAACAGAGAUCAUGUCUCAGUGUGAGGAGUGGAUUGCUGACAUCCAGCAGUACAGCAGCGACAAGAGGGUCGGCCGCACCAUGUCCCACCAUGCUGCUGCACUAAAGAGACACACGGCCCAGCUGAGAGAGGAGUUUCUGAAGCUGCCCUGCCCCGACGGUCUAGAGCCCGACGGUGACGAGUUCUCAGAGAAGAGCGCCGCCCUCAUACUCAAAGAGCUGCCCAGUCAGGACGCAGAGAAGCCCGGCAGCAGCCAGGGCAGCCACUGCGUCGAGGGCCAGCUAUGAGUCCCCAACCCCCUCCCAGCAUCUCCGACCCUCCCCGCUCCUCCGUAUGAUUAUUUCUCUCGAAAAGACUUGAUGGCUUCAGAGCACAAGCCACCACUUUGUCAAUAUUUGUAUGUAAAGAUCUAAUGGCAUAAAAGAAUAGAACGAGGGGACGUGGGGAAACGGAAGACAACGAGAUGAACUAUGCUACACCCAUAUUGGAAACAGUCGACAAAAACUUUUAUUUACCUGUAAAAGAGUGUAAACAUUUUGUGCUUUUUUUCCAAUUGUGAAAUAACCACUGAUUGGUAUGUUAUUAAACUUGUUUAUGUAUACAUAUGGAAGAGGAAAAUUACAGAUUAUAUAAGGGAAACUACCUUUAGAGAAGAAUGUUUACUGAAUGUUAAUUUCCUUUUUUUUUUGACUGUUAGAAUGACAACAGUUGUAACCAAGGAUAGACUGUUCAUUCUUUAAGGAAACUAUUUAAAAAUUGAGCGAGAAAAAGAAAACACAAGUAAUAGAAUCUGAGAUAAAAGCUGCUCUGCUCAUCCACAGCUUCAUUUGAUUUCCUCCAGGAUCAUAUCCACUUGAAUAAUGCUGACGUGGACAUUCUUAAUGGUAUGUUCUCCCAUUUGCAGGCUCCAAAUUAAAAAGCACCAUGCUCUGGAUAAACAUUUGUUGCCUCUCAGAACUUCUCCAUGACUGUUUUCCAUCAACACGUCUGUAGAUUAUGAGACUGUGUCAGAGCCACAUCGGAAAUGUAUUUUGAAGGCUUGUGCAUGUGUAAGUUUGUGUUUUCUGUGCGUGUGCAACAAUCCCCAGUGAGAUACAAAGCUGUGAUGUGCCUUUGAUCUACACCAUACCACCAAAUACUCCAACAGAGUACCUUUUACUGAUUACUUUGCUAUUUCUACAAAAUUAAUGAUUCUGCUCCGUCUGACAUAAAAACUGCUUUAAUCUUUUUUUUUAUUAUUAUGUUGAACUCCAGUGAACAAAAACUGCACUUUCUAUUUUGCUCACUCUUUAGAACAGUCACAUACUCCUUUUGCUAGGACAUUAAAUGGAGCUUGAAAGUA
Pleuronectes platessa (European plaice) is the source of this 16228-nucleotide messenger RNA. RefSeq names its product baculoviral IAP repeat containing 6 (gene birc6). Lineage: Eukaryota; Metazoa; Chordata; Actinopteri; Pleuronectiformes; Pleuronectidae. Gene Ontology annotation, cellular component: nucleus. The record is from RefSeq and is a predicted model, not a curated record. Gene Ontology annotation, biological process: negative regulation of apoptotic process; apoptotic process; regulation of cytokinesis. Gene Ontology annotation, molecular function: ubiquitin conjugating enzyme activity; cysteine-type endopeptidase inhibitor activity.